Messenger RNA from Clonostachys rhizophaga, 1932 nucleotides. The record is from the annotation of a GenBank genome assembly. NCBI's taxonomy places the organism in Eukaryota, Fungi, Ascomycota, Sordariomycetes, Hypocreales, Bionectriaceae.
AUGAGCGAUGGAAACAACCCUGCCAUGCAAGGACAGCAAUCGGUCAGCCUGGCUACGCAUGAGCAGCAGCCGACAAGCUUUGCCAUGCAGAGACAGCCGGCGACACCAGCCCGGAACAUUGAUCACUACAGCAGCGAGGAGGUCUCUCCUCGCUCCAGGCCAAAUAGGGCCCCUCAGGUCGAAGAUUACGGCGACCUCAUGGGGGCAGCACAGGCCCACCUGGCACGACUGAGCCAGAGCGUACCACAAACCCAGGGGAUAAGCCCUCCCACAACUCGGUCCUCGACUAAUUCUAGCAUCCCUCCUUUGUCACUAGCUGCUCCUGAAGAAUUGACGGCUGCUGUUGCCAACGCGUCCACGGCCGAAACGACACAGCAGUUCGCCCAUCCGACUCAACCUCAGCCCAGCAACGCACCCUCUCAAGAGCACCAUCAACCAGAAACCUUUGCAGAGUUCUGGGACAGCCUAGAUCCCUCAGAAUUCGACUCCCACAUCACGCCAGUCAACAGCGGUGAUCAACAGGAGCUGCCCGUCGACUUCCCGGACUUCCUCAAGACGAAUCAUCGAGCCGCGCAGACAGUGGCUGGCGUGCUGAACCAAUCCAGUAAGACUCUUUCCAUCCCCCUGAGAAGCAGAGCUGUGAGGGACGUGUUGAACAGUGCCCUGGCCGACCCGUCGAUGGUGGUUGUGUCAGAAGUCUUGACAUCGCUGGGUGCCAUCAACGCGGCGCCGGCGAACCAACACUCGUCGGCUCCGCCCACGGGAGUCUGCCCUCGAUCUUUCUUUGGGAUGGACGGGCCGCUUACAAGUCUCGUGGCCCCCGGUCGCUCCGCAACUGUGAGACCAGGACAUUCUGCUAAUGCCUAUCCGCGUGAAGGGGGUUAUACGCCACAUGAUAGUCUACGGUCGCCACCCGGCGCAGCUGUAAGCCAACAAGUUCCAUCGCCCGGCCUCCUGUCUCCCCCGGCUCGCUCAGCAGCCGGCAUCACAUCUCGCCCGCCAACUUCGACAACCGCAGUCAUGUCACCUCCUCCCCAUCCUCCGGCUGCCAUCAAUUCUGGCAACUCUCCUGAGCAAGCCAGACCUGCUUACAUGCAAAACAACACUUCUCAUCUGGAGCAUGGAAUGAGAGCCAAUGUCACUCCCUGGGAAGAGCAGUCCUAUCCUGAAGGCUCGUAUAGCGUACGAACGGGAUCAAGCCAGUCAUCCGCAACUGUUUUUACUGUUUCCACGCCACCGGAAGGACUCAGAAAGCAAGCGCGCAAGAACUCGCUGGAACGGAAGCGCAAGUAUGUCAUUGUACCCCGAAUUCUAUCUUUCUUUUCAACCGUCUUCUGUUUCAAAAUUUGGACGCCUUCUCACGUGUCCUCGGAUACUAGGAGGGAGGAGGAGGCGCUUAGAAGCGUCACCCCGCCUGAGUCUCCCCGUAUGGUUGGCGAGGUUGGCUUCCCCAGCGUCGUGGCAGCAUCAUAUGGCAACCAAGGCGAGCCCAGCAAGCGGUUCCGGACCGACUCGGGCCUCGAGCCGUUCCCGAGCUUGAUGGGCACUCAUCAGGCAAACGAGUCACGACCACGGGGGCACUUGUUCCCAGGCUACGCGGGCACUCGAUACCCAAUCCCGCCGGCCACGGCCUACACGAACAUCCAGCAGGCACAAGCAAGCAUACCACACUACACGAACAUCCAGCAGGCACAAGCAAGCAGACCACACUACAUGAACAUCCAUAGGACACAUGAGCCCAGCCCACCCUACAUGAUCAACCCGCAGGCACAGGAAACGAGCCCACCCUACAUACUCAAUCAACAGACACAAACCGCAGCGCCAGCGCACAUGACCCAUCAACAGACUCAGGCAGCACGCCCCGACCGCCAGCCUACUCGGGUGGACGCGGAGAUGCUUGCUGCCAUUGGGCCCUACGCGUCGCUGUUCUAG